AUGAUUUUAUCUACGAGUGCUGUUUCAUUUGUUUUUAGCCUAAAUGAUUUUUUGUAAACCGUAUAUAAGGUGUUCCUUUAAAAUUGACCAUUAGGUUACCUUAAUCAGGCGAUAUUUAAUGGACUGCGAGUCUGUUUCUAUAUAGAACACCCCUGUCGUUGCUGGGAACUACUCCUGGCACUUCCUUGUUCAAAAGUUUUAUUUAGGGGAAGGCUUGGGGGGGAAAGUUGGUCACCGGAUUGGUUAUUCCUUCGACGCUGCUGUCAGACAUUAAAGGCAUGGAUCAAAGCUUUUUGGCGUAACUACUGUGGCUGUCCCAGCUUUUCUCAUGGCUCCAGUUGUUAGAGGGUGGCUAACGUUGCACUGAAAGAAAGAGGAAGAUGUCCAUGGCUAACAUUAGCGAAGACAUCAGGGUGAAGUUUCCCCUACAUUCCGCAGUGUGGGAGAAUGACUACAGGAAGCUGGAGCAGCUAUUAACAUCAACGCAGAAUGACAUCGAGGCUGUGGAUCCCAGAGGCCGAACACCUCUGCACCUGGCUGUAUCACUCGGGCACCUGGAGUCAGUGAGAAUCCUGCUGAGACACGGCGGUCAAGUGACUAAAGAAAAUGCCAAUAAUUGGACAGUGCUGCAGGAAGCAGUCAGCACAGGAGAUCCAGAGAUGGUUCAGUUAGUGCUUCAACGCAGAGACUACCUCAAAGCCUCCACUGCCCUGGGAGGAGUGCCUGAGCUGCUGUCAAAGAUCCGAGUGUCUCCAGACUUCUAUAUGGAGAUGAAAUGGGAAUUCACCAGUUGGAUUCCUCUCGUGUCCCGGGUUUGUCCGAGUGAUGUUUGCCGCAUCUGGAAAAGCGGCGCCUCGCUGCGAGUGGAUGUUACUCUUCUAGGCUUUGAGAACAUGACCUGGAUCAGAGGGCGUAGAAGCUACAUCUUCAGAGGAGAUGAUUCAUUUGCAGAGCUGAUGGAGGUGAACCAUGAUGAUGAAGUCGUGGACAUCGAACGCUUCAACAUAUCCCAAGAAAUGGAGGAUGUGACGUUAGAGUCAAUGCAGCCAGCUGAGCAGGAAGUUGCAAAAAGGUUGACGACUCCUAUUGUCAACACCUACUUGGACACAAAGGAUAUUGCUUUUGAGAGGACUAAGUCUGGCAUUUGGGGCUGGAGAGCUGAUAAAACUGAAGUAGUCAAUGGAUUUGAAGCGAAGGUUUUCAGUGUGAACAAUGUAAAUGUGGUAAUCAGGACACGGACAGAGCAUCUUACAGAUGAGGAGAAAGCCAGGAUAAAAAGUGAAAGAAACAUCCUGGAGUCUCUGCUGGGGACUGUGGAGCAGCACAUAAAUGCGCAAGGAGACCUGACUCUCGAAUAUGCAACUGCCAACAAUCCCACUGCGAUCACUCCAGAGGAAUACUUUGAUCCCGACUUUGACCUUGUGAAACGAGACAUCGGCCGUCCUAUUGAACUGAGCAUUCGAACACAGAAAUUCAAAGGAACAUUGUGGAUGAGUGAGGACCAUCCCCUCUCCCUGGUGGAGCAGGUAACCCCCAUUAUCGACCUCAUGGCUCGCACGAGUUCCCAUUUUGCAAGACUACGAGACUUUGUAACCCUGAAAUUCCCUCCUGGAUUUCCUGUUAAAAUAGAGAUUCCCCUGUUUCAUGUGCUUAAUGCCAAGAUUACCUUUGGUAGUGUAAAUAAAUGCAGCACUGAGGAGGAAGCGAACACAUCAGCAGCAGCCACACCAACAUCCACAGGAGACGAUGAAGCAGCAGCACCACCUCCUUUCCAGGUGUGUCCCUCGGUGUUUGAGGUACCUGCGAGUUAUCACCGUCGCGGGGGAAGCCGCCACAUGCCUGUGUCCAAUAACGAUGAGGAGCUCUUACAGUACGCCAUCCAUCAGAGUCUCCUGGAGUCUCGUCAAGGCACUGGCCAGGAGGGGCUCUGGGAUCAUGUUGAUGGGGACUUCGCUGAUGUAAUGCCGAUUAACCAGAGUGACAGGAGUAUCCCAGAGGGGGUGCUGGUGGAUUAUAGAGACACCUCCAGCCCUCCCAGCUCUGCCUCUGCCUCUAGCCCUGAUUCAGACCUGCGUCUAGCAAUGGAGCUUUCUGCAAGAGCUCAAGAGGAAGAAGAGAGAAUGAGGAAACAAGAGGAAGAGGAGCUGGAGAGGAUAUUGCAGCUUUCGCUCACAGAGAAAUAAAGGGAAUAAGAGGGAAAUAUAAAUAUUAAUAAUAAUUAUAAUAAUACAAAUUCUGCUGAUCCAGAAAGCAACCACCACACCUCAGUUUUCCUUCCUAACCACUCUCAUCAACUAUGCAACUGCAGAUCUCUUUCUACAACAGAUAAUUCUUACACAGCCAAAAUCAAACUGUCUGUAUCCAAUAUUUUUCAAAAGGUAUUUUGGUAAGAGUAUACUCUUUUUUUUGUAUAUUUCUAUCUCAGUAUAGUGUCUCCAUCGUCACGCUUCUUUCCUGGACUGUUUGAGAUCAUUCUGGAUGGGUUCUACUUUUUAUUUAUUCAGUUUCUUUGUUUCAGUUCAGACUCACAGCGGCAACUUGCAGGUAUUUCUGUCACUGUUGUCUCGGGUGAGGGUUGAGUCAGUGUAACGUGGUUCUGUGAACAAAAAAAGUUUGACUGACUGCUCAAAGGUGACUUCAUAUAGUGUCGGCACACAAAUGUGAUAUUCGCGGCCCCGGCAAACAAACACAGCAGUGCUGUCAUUGUAAAGUCUCCCUACAUAGUCACUUGGUUGAGGAUAUUGGACUCACUGAAAAGCAGAAAACUCAGGGUUUGCAGUUUUGUUUUGUUUUUGUUCCUUUGCUUUGGAAUAACUUUGUUAAUCAGCUGUAAAACUGACAGAAGUUAGCCAGGUAAAUGAUUUUAAUAUGGUACCACUCUAGCAUAUCGUUCUAUUAGAACACUAUGCCAGUGUUAAGUUGGAAAGGUUUGUUGGGUUGAUUCAGAUGUUCAUAUGUAAAUGUGUCUUCUUGUACUUUGUGAAUGUACUCUCUACAGAUGGAGUAGAGCAUGUUGCUUUGAAAGAAAUUUGAAAUUAGCCGCAUGGUGUAGUAUCUCUUUGCAAAAAGGAUAAAGGGGGGUGGUUGGCUUUCCUUUCCUGUCUUGAGCUUCUGGUGAAAAUUGACUUCUCUCUUCUUUUUUUUUUCUUUUUUUUUUUUUUGUAAAUUCUCACUGAGCAACUUCACCUCAAUUCAGAAAUGCAAUAGCAAAGACCAGUCUGUCUGUGGAUUUAUAAUAGUCAUGCAGCUGGGAAGCAGUAGUUCCAAAGGGCAGUCUACAUUUUGUAUCCAUGAACAACUCAACACCUCUGUGCGGAAGAAGGAAAGCAGCACAGACCCUGAGGUCAAGCAUGAGCGCCAUACGUUGGGGUUUGAUUUUUUUUUUUUUUUCCUUUUCUUUUCUUCAGCAUGUGCCAAGGAUUGCUUCGCUCUGAUAACACGUGGUGGAGCUGAAGCGUGGCAAAAUUUAUAUGCAGUGCAACUCGGACUAAACUGUUUAAAUGAGUUUCUUUAAAAUUUUGUAGUUUGAAAAACAAGGUGUCUCAGCUGUGUGAUGCCGAGUAACACUCAUUAACCACUGUCGAUGAUUUUUACUGACAACCAACCACUUUAUCAGAGGUCUGUGCGACUGACUGCAUCAGAAGCUUCAGCUGAACAGCUACUAACUGUAAAGAUCAAGUUGCCAAACUGCUGAAAAGUCAAAUUUGAAAAUGGUAGCUUUAGUUAAUUUAAUGAAAAUCUUUGCAGUGCGCCAUUUGAGCUGUAAGGUUUUUUAUAAUAUGUUGAAAGUUUCAGAGAAUGUGUCAGUUUUCAAAAUGUUGUGAAAUAAAAGCACUUUAUUUCCAUUA
Messenger RNA from Haplochromis burtoni (Burton's mouthbrooder), 3848 nucleotides. It is a transcript of the gene ankrd13a, whose product is annotated as ankyrin repeat domain 13A. Gene Ontology annotation, molecular function: protein binding. Gene Ontology annotation, cellular component: cytoplasm. The record is from RefSeq and is a predicted model, not a curated record. The transcript is spliced from 15 exons. NCBI's taxonomy places the organism in Eukaryota, Metazoa, Chordata, Actinopteri, Cichliformes, Cichlidae. Bases 381 to 2183 code for a protein of 600 amino acids.